Messenger RNA from Triplophysa dalaica, 1212 nucleotides. It is a transcript of the gene b3glctb, whose product is annotated as beta 3-glucosyltransferase b. NCBI's taxonomy places the organism in Eukaryota, Metazoa, Chordata, Actinopteri, Cypriniformes, Nemacheilidae. Gene Ontology annotation, molecular function: glycosyltransferase activity. The record is from RefSeq and is a predicted model, not a curated record. Gene Ontology annotation, cellular component: membrane.
AUGUCUGGACAUAAUGUCAUAAUUCUCUGCUGCUCUCUGUUCUUAUCUGAUGAGUCGGCGAUAUACAUUCUCAACAUAAACAGCGCUGAACUGCAAGAUGUGAUCUUUGCAAUUCAGAGCCAGAGAAACUCUUAUCACAUCAAAAGAGCUCAGCAAAGAAAAACAGAUCUUCUUCAUCAUGCUCAAGCCCUUUGCCAGAGUGCUCCAGAUGUUUUGCUUCUUCAUGAGCUGUCAGACUACGACAGAUACUGGGCCAUUCUUCCGGCAUUACCGCGCCUCGCAUCUCUGUACUGUCAAACAUCUUUAUGGAGUUUUUUGGAAGAGGAGACCAACAUGAACUUGCGUGAUCUUCUGCAGGUGCUGAGCUAGUUCCACGCGGGCCAGGAAUGGUUUCUGGGCAGAGCCGUCCGUGAUGAAGAACCCAAAUCAGAAGACCCCUCCAGCUUCAGCUACCCUUACUUCAUGUCUAGCUGGUCCCUCAGCUGCCCCUUGGCUAAGUGAACUGCAGAACGUGUGAGUUACGAGCCACCUACAUCGGAUUUCUUUAUUGACCUUCAGCAUGAGAUUGCCCUUUACAUUUGGGAGAGGGGACCUGUAUUGACUGCAGUGAAUAAGUUUUGCCCAGAGCUACAUGGCUCGGCCUCCACAAAAUACUUUGCUACAACCGUCAACACCUACAUCCCCACCUGCGUAUGGAUCAUAAACACUAACACGCUCGAUUUGCGAGAGAUUUUUACAAGCUCGCACCCAUACGCUACUUGGUUUGAGCUCUACAGUGAAAUGACAGAUCAAUAUAUACCCACAAUUCACCUGGGAGUCCUCAACACGAAGAGAGGACACUGUGCCAAAACAUUUGCCAUUUUGAAGAAGUUUUCUGGUGGAGUCGUAACAAAGGCGCUGUGGUUUCUUAUAGUGGAUGAUGACACGCUGAUCAGUCUCCCCCAACUGCAGAGGCUGCUGAGUUUUGACUCUAGUGAAGCUGUGAGUGUUGGAGAAACUUAUGGCUAUCGUCUGAGCAGGAUGGGUAAAUCACUGGAGGUGAAGGAACUGGCACGUCCAGAUGAUUACGUAAGAGCUCGACAGAAUCCAAUCUCUUUCCACAAACAAUGGAACAUCAACCCUGUGGGCUUCUACAAGUGCUGGCUGACUGACACAGAUAAGCUUGAACAGAGGAGACUGCACUUACUCAAAAAGACCAGAGAGGAACUUUAG